AGAAAACGUUUGAAAUUUUAAGAAACACAAAAUUGGAAAAAAAUUAUUGCUUCAAAAUUUAAUUUACUAAAAAAAAAAUUAUUGCAAAAUUAAAAUUCAAAAAAAAAAAUAUUUAGCAAAAUUUAAAAUUUAUAUUAAAAAAUAUUUUCGAAUGUUUCGCACAUUUUAGUUUCGGUAAUCCACAAAAAAUUCGCAAUUUAUGAAGGCUACAACAAUAAAUGUCAAGCCGCGGUGAAAUUAUACAAAUUCAUAUUGGACAAGCUGGAGUGCAAAUAGCAAAUGCCUGUUGGGAGUUAUAUUGUCUCGAACAUGGAAUCAUGGCGAACGGCGCGCUGUGCCAAAUGCCGAACGACGAUUCGUUUCUCACAUUUUUCGGCAUCUCAGGCAUGGCGCUGAAAGUGGUGCCGCGUAUUGUCAUCGUCGACACGGAACCAACAGUUAUCGAUGAAAUACGCACAGGCGCCUACCGAUAUCUCUUUCAUCCGGAUACUCUCAUAAGUGGCAAAGAGGAUGCGGGCAGCAAUUUUGCACGUGGUUACAAUCUACUGGGACAUGAUCUGAUUGAUCGUACUAUGGACGCUAUACGAAGGGUGGCGGAGCAGUGCCGGAAUUUACGUGGUUUCCUAAUAUUUCGCGCCAUUGGUGGCGGCACCGGUUCCGGUUUCGGCACGCUGUUAUUGGAAAAAUUAUCCGAAGCCUAUGGCAGGAAGACCACAAAGGCCGAGUUUCUAGUAUUUCCAUCACCCUCACUUUCACCCAUUAUUGUUGAACCGUAUAAUGCCCUGUUGGCCACACAUUAUUCCAUGGAUUAUGUAGACGUGUCCUUCAUUGUGGAUAAUGAAGCUUUAUAUGAAAUUUGCGAUACGAAACUGGGCGUUUCAGCGCCCACUUAUACCAAUUUGAACCGUAUCAUCGGCCAGGUUGUCUCCGCAUUCACAGCAUCGCAGCGCUUUUAUGGCACUAACAAUGUAUCUUUCGAGGAGUUUCAAACGAAUCUUGUGCCUUAUCCACGUAUACACUAUCCGCUACUUACCUAUGCACCGCUGGUGCCGGUCAGCAAAUUCCCCUAUGUGAACAGUAAUGUUGAGCAGUUGACACAGUCCUGCUUCCAUCCGGGCAGUCAAAUGGUGCGUUGUAAUCCAACGCUCGGCAAGUAUAUGGCUUGUGUACUUCUUUACCGAGGUGACGUUUCGCCGAACGACAUCAACUCCUCCAUCCAGCAAAUUAAGUCGUCGCGUACCGCUCGCUUUGUAGAUUGGACACCGACUGGUUUCAAGAUUGGAGUGAAUGCCAUGCCGCCGGUCUUUGUACCGGGCGGAGAUCUGGCGCCAACAUCCCGUGCCGUCUGUGCUAUAUCCAAUAAUACGAUCAUUCGCAGUGCUUGGUGUCGGCUGGUUAGUAAGUACGAUAAGUUGUAUAAUCGACGUGCCUUCGUGUAUCAUUUUGUGGGAGAGGGCAUGGAAGAGGGUAGUCUCUCGGAAGCGUCUCAAAACGUUUGCCAACUAGUGGCUGACUACUAUGAAGUGGAAUCGUCGGCACGCAGUUCAGCAACGCAAGCCGACAACGAUGAUUAAAACUUACUUUUUUAGCUGGUAAAUUUAUCACAUUAUAUCUCUUAAAAUUUUUAUGUUUAUAAUAAAAAAAAAUAUAUACUCGUAAAUUGAUUAGUACUGAAA
Molecule: messenger RNA, 1676 nt
Organism: Zeugodacus cucurbitae (melon fly)
Lineage: Eukaryota; Metazoa; Arthropoda; Insecta; Diptera; Tephritidae
Product: tubulin alpha-1 chain
Exons: 4
Coding region: 219-1574 (451 amino acids)
Biological process (GO): mitotic cell cycle; microtubule cytoskeleton organization
Cellular component (GO): microtubule; cytoplasm
Molecular function (GO): structural constituent of cytoskeleton; GTP binding
Source: RefSeq, a predicted model, not a curated record